Molecule: messenger RNA, 1653 nt
Organism: Bipolaris oryzae ATCC 44560
Lineage: Eukaryota; Fungi; Ascomycota; Dothideomycetes; Pleosporales; Pleosporaceae
Product: glycoside hydrolase family 43 protein
Exons: 2
Coding region: 1-1653 (550 amino acids)
Biological process (GO): carbohydrate metabolic process
Molecular function (GO): hydrolase activity, hydrolyzing O-glycosyl compounds
Source: RefSeq, a predicted model, not a curated record
AUGCGCGUUUCUACUGUUUCUUCAUUGUCGUUGCUCUUGGCGGGCUUGUCCGUUGCAGGACCCGUAUCGGACAAGCGUGCGCUGUCGAGCCGCGCCACGACGUUUAACAACCCUGUUAUAUACCAAGACUAUCCUGAUCUUGACGUUUUCAGGAUCGGAGAUGUGUUCUAUUACUCUUCAUCGACCUUUGCGUUUAGUCCAGGAGCUCCCGUGCUCAAGUCGUACGACCUGGUGAACUGGACGCCCGUCACUCACAGUGUACCAAGACUGAACUUCGGCUCUCCAUAUGACCUGCCAAACCCGACUACCCGGUCUUAUGUCAAGGGUAUCUGGGCGAGUUCGUUGCGGUACCGUAAGUCGAGCGACAAGUUCAUUUGGAUGGGCUGUGUUCAAUCGACGGGCCAGACAUAUAUCUGGACAGCCCCCGGUCAAAACGCCGCUGCCAACAACGGCGAGGUAUCGAGCUGGAACUGGACUGCUGCGGGUAGCAUUAACAAAUGCUACUACGACAACGGCAUCUUCAUCGAUGACGACGACACCAUGUAUGUCGUGCACGGCAACCCUGCCGUUCGAGUUGCCCAACUCAACAAAGACGGCACAGCCGAAGUGAAGAACCAAGAGGUAUACCGCGAUCCUAACGGCCUCACUCUCGAGGGAUCCCGCAUGUACAAGAUCAACGGCACCUACUACAUCUUCUCGACCAAGCCCGCCGACGACGAAUGGGUCCUGAAAUCCAAGAGCCCCUGGGGUCCCUUCGAAGCCCGCAUCCUCGUCGACAGCAUCUCCGGCCCCCUCUCCAACGCCGGCCACGCCCACCAAGGCGGUGUCGUCGACACCAAAGACGGAAAAUGGUACUACGUCGCCUUCCUCGACUCGUACCCCGCGGGCCGCAUCCCCGUCGUCGCACCUCUCACCUUUGACAACAACGGCUGGCCUUCAGUCGUCAAGGUGAACAACGCCUGGGGUGCCUCCUACCCAACCCCCGUAACCACCAGCAAGACCGUCCCCGCACUCACUGGCAUCGACAAAUUCACCGGCACCUCACUCAGCGCAGAAUGGGAAUGGAACCAUAACCCCGACACCUCCAAGUUCAGCCUCCUCGGCGGCGCAGGCGGUCUCAAACUCUCCACCGCAACCGUAACCAACGACCUCUACGGCGCCCGCAACACCCUCACCCACCGCAUCAUCGGCCCCAAGUCCUCCGGUACCUUCCGCCUCGACAUCAGUCAAAUGGCCUCCGGCGACCGCGCAGGCGCCGUCCUCUUCCGCGACACAGCCGCCUACAUCGGCAUCCACAAAUCCGGCUCUACCGCCUCCCUCGUCAUGGUCAACGGCCUCGAACUCAACGCCGACCGCACCACCAAAUCCACCGGCACGGUGGUCGCUACAGGCCCGGCCAUUCCCGCGGGCUCGACGGAUUUGUACCUCAGGAUCCAGGCGGAUAUCACACCCGCAUUUGGAACAAACACCCUGCGCCAGGCGACGUUUUGGUACAGCACUGAUGGCACAUCGUACAAGCAGCUGGGACCGUCGUUUGGGCUCGCGAAUACCUGGCAGUUUUUCACCGGGUUCAGGUAUGGUGUUUUCAACUUUGCGACCAGUGCGGUGGGUGGCAGUGUUACGGUGAAGAGUUUUGAGAUGCAGAAGAUUUAA